Messenger RNA from Trametes versicolor FP-101664 SS1, 2059 nucleotides. Its product is annotated as MFS general substrate transporter. Gene Ontology annotation, biological process: transmembrane transport. The coding region runs from base 119 to 1750 and encodes 543 amino acids. Gene Ontology annotation, molecular function: transmembrane transporter activity. NCBI's taxonomy places the organism in Eukaryota, Fungi, Basidiomycota, Agaricomycetes, Polyporales, Polyporaceae. The transcript is spliced from 14 exons. Gene Ontology annotation, cellular component: membrane. The record is from RefSeq and is a predicted model, not a curated record.
GCCGGACCUGCUCUCCCCCUGCACCUGAUAACGGUCAUCGUGCUCACGCGACAGUUCCAAGGUACCAAGACACGCUAGACUUAUAUAUCCGGUCGCCCCGAUUCUCGGUCGCCACGCGAUGAACGCCUCAGAGGCCCCGCUGCCCACACUCUCUUCCAGUUCCAAACCACGACCGGAUAGCACUGGCAGCGACACCACGACGAUGUACAAGAGCAGCCUCGACAAGUCGGAAGCAGGGCCGGUGGGGUCGAUCGAGAGAGUUGCCUCCGCAAAAGAUGCCGAGGAUGUGCGCGCUCCGAGCCCGGACGGCGAGCUCCCUCCCAUCGCGACAUAUCGCCUGUACAAGCGGCGGUGGGUAGGCCUUGGGGCCAUCGUGCUGCUCAACAUUGUGUCGGGGAUGGUGUUGGUAUGGUUCGGCCCAAUUGCAAAUGACAUGGUCAGAGACUUCGGGUUCAGCCUGAACGAUGUCAACUGGCUCGGGAAUGUGGUCAACCUUGUCUUCCUUCCCUCCUCGAUACUUGUGCCUUAUCUGUACGGACGGCUGGGCACACGCGGAACAUGUUUUAUCGGAGCCGUCCUGUUCAUUCUUUCCGGGUGGAUACGCUACCUGGGAACGAUGAAAUCACUAUCGGUCAGCAGCUCAUACGCAUUCGUGGUUGUUGGCCAGAUAUUGGGAGGCAUGUCUGUGCCUAUUUUCCAAAUCAUCGUGCCGAGCUACUCGGAGAAGUGGUUCGACCUGAAGGGCCGCACCACCGCCACGAUGAUCAUGGGAAUCUCCAACCCCGUCGGAAGCGCUCUAGGCCAGCUGAUUCCGCCGCUCAUCGGUUCGCCCCGUCAAUCGUUAUUGGUCAUGGCUAUAAUCUUCAGUGCUGCGGCGCCGGCUGUCUUCCUCGUAGGCAACGCUCCCCCGACGCCUCCCACGUACUCCGGCUCGCAAAAGCAUCCCUCGAUGUCGUCCAUGGCGCGCGCGUUGUCAGGUCGCGCAACGCCGGACGAAUAUACAUACAUGUCCAUGCGGCAGCGUAUCGACUUCGCCAUCAUCGCGCUCGUCUUCGGUGUUUUGGUGGGAGUGAUUAACGCCUUCACGGUCUUGACGGCACAGCAUCUGGAACCCUACGGUUACUCCGACACGGUCUCCGGACUCAUGGGAGCAGUACUGCUUCUCGUCGGUCUGGUGGCCGCGGCCAUCACCUCUCCGCUAUAUGAUCGGGUCCUUACGCACCACCUCGCCCUUUCGUGCAAAGUUCUAUGCCCCGUACUGGCCGCAUGCUGGUUAGCGCUGAUCUGGGAGAUCCGGCCAAACAACGCUGCCGCACUCUUCGUGCUGAUGGCAGUGAUCGGAGCGACCGGACUGACGCUCCUGCCCGCGGUACUGGAGCUCGCAGUCGAGCUGACGCGCAACGCUGAUGGGAGCUCUGCAAUCCUGUGGGCCUCCACAAACCUGUUCGGGCUUAUUUUCGUUCUCUCGGAGGACGCGUUGCGCGCAGGACCCAGUGCCAGCCCACCGCUCAAUAUGCACCACGCGGUCAUCUUCCAGGCGGUGCUCGUAUCUGCUGUCAUCACGUUCAUCUACCUCGUUGAGGGGAAGCAGACACGACGAGCGCGGGACGAGGAGAUGGGUGCUGCACUCAACCGGGGCUCGCCCGACUCCGCUAUUCGCGCAGAAGCUGGGACGGCCGUCGAGGUGAGGGAGGUCCGCGACUCGGCGAGGCCUUCGGAAGAGUUGCCGCCUGUGACUGAAAACGACUAGGAUGAGCCUCGGACAGUUCGUUAAGGGGGCGGGCCUUUCGCGCGCCCUCUCUGCAUACGGACGUUGGGAGUACUCACGACAGACAUGCCUUCGCACACGCCCCCCUCCCUUCUGCGCGCACUCUCUUCGCACGGGAGACUUACGCCCCUGAUAGACCGAUUGGCGCGUUCGAGGGGCGGCUCGCACUUUCGCCAAGCCGCCCAAACCCGCGCCCUUCUUGCACGUUAUUUCAUUACGACUAUUUAUCCCGGUAUGUACUUUUGACGACACUGUAUACGUAAUGUUGCACGACUAGUAUUGUACGCCUCC